Polypterus senegalus (gray bichir) is the source of this 6982-nucleotide messenger RNA. It is a transcript of the gene cntn2, whose product is annotated as contactin 2. The transcript has 23 exons. The coding region runs from base 452 to 3568 and encodes 1038 amino acids. Lineage: Eukaryota; Metazoa; Chordata; Cladistia; Polypteriformes; Polypteridae. Gene Ontology annotation, biological process: cell-cell adhesion; brain development. Gene Ontology annotation, molecular function: cell-cell adhesion mediator activity. The record is from RefSeq and is a predicted model, not a curated record.
GCCAGGGAUUACAGUUGGCCAAACGGAAAAUGAUUGUCUUAGAAGAUUCAUAAAUAAUUCAGUAGAAGAAACAACAACAACACGAAAAAAAAAGAUUUUUGAGCGCAGCUUUUGCUUUGCUGCUAGUGCAAAAGAAAGGAAGGGAGGAGGGAGAGGGAGCGAGCGUGGGUCGUUGAAAAGGGAGGAGCAGCGAGUGUAAUGCGACAGAGCCGGAGCCUCACUGAAUCAUCACAAGCUCGGUGUGCGAGAGAGGAGCAGAGGAGCUGCAGGCCAUUCAGACGGCACGCUACGCCCCUUGCAGGACCCUCGCCUUGACUCUUCCUCGGACUGCAGGGCACAGCCGCUGGCAUCACUGCCCUCCUGGGCUUGCAAGGGAACCCUGUUCGUGACUGGUUUGCAUGUGGCAAAGAAAGCUGUCUCUUCAGUUAUUCUACAUUAAACUGAGCUGAGAAUGUGGAGGCUGCCUGCUUUCCUAGCUCUGGUCUCAUUGUCCCUUGGAGGAACAGUUGAGCUCAACAGCUUCACAAACAUCAACUAUGGGCCAGUGUUUGAAGAGCAGCCUUCCAGCAUUCUGUUCCCAGAGGGCUCUGCAGAAGAGAAGGUGACACUGACGUGUAAAGCUAGGGCUAGCCCACCAGCGACAUACAGGUGGAAAAUAAAUGGCACACAACUGAACUUGGAUUCCAAUUCACGCUACACUCUAAUAGCUGGGAAUCUGGUCAUUACCAACCCUCUACGGGCUCAAGACAGCGGCUCUUAUCAAUGUCUUGCCAGCAAUCCAAGUGGCACAAUCAUCAGCAAGGAGGCAGUUCUGCGAUUUGGCUAUCUCCAUGAGUUUUCUCCCGAUGAGAGAAGCCCCCAAACUGUGAAUGAGGGAGCAGGGGCCACACUUCUGUGCAAUCCUCCCCAGCACUAUCCCAGCCUAUCAUAUCGUUGGCUGCUGAAAGAGUUCCCCAACUUCUUGCAGUUGGAAACAGGAAGACACUUCAUCUCCCAAGUCACAGGGAACUUGUAUCUGGCCAAAGUGAAAGCUGACGAUGUGGGCACCUAUUCCUGCUUUGCUACGAGUCGCAUUGAUUUCAUCACCAAGAGUGUCUUUAGCAAACCCACACGUCUCAACGUUAACCCAGAUGCUAGUCACAGGAAGUAUAGCCCCAGUAUCAAGGUACGCUUCCCAUCUGAGACUUACGCGCUUACUGGACAGGUUGCUCAACUGGAAUGCUUUGCUUAUGGCAACCCAGUCCCUGUGCUACGCUGGAGAAAAGUGGAUGGCUCCCUUCCCUCGAAGGCUCUACUGACAGCAGAUCAGCCUGUCCUUCAGAUCCCUGACCUAAGCUUCGAUGAUGAGGGUGUCUAUGAGUGUGAGGCUAAAAACUCAGAGGGAUGGGACACCUACCAGGGCCGGAUCACAGUACAAGCCCAGCCAGAGUGGCUGCAUGUCAUGAGUGAUACAGAGUCAGAGAUCAAUUCUGUGCUACGAUGGAGCUGUGUAGCUGCAGGCAAACCCAGGCCUACCAUCCGAUGGCUUCGGAAUGGGCAGCCACUCGUCCCACAGGAUAGAAUUGAAGUGACAAGUGGUGAACUGAAAAUAUCUGGUCUGAUCCUUGAAGAUUCUGGGAUGUACCAAUGUGUGUCAGAAAACAAACACGGAACCAUUUACGCCAAUGCUGAGCUAAGGGUUCAAGUUCAGGCCCCUGAUUUCCGAUUAAGUCCAGUGCGCCGUUUGAUUCCUGCUGCCAGGGGUGGAGAGGUAAUUAUUGAAUGCCGGCCAAGAGCUGCUCCCAAAGCCACUGUGUUCUGGAGCCGAGGAACAGAACUGCUGACCAACAAUAGCAGGAUUACCGUCAAGGCAGAUGGGACCCUCUGGAUUAAAAACAUUAGCCGCUCAGAUGAAGGGAAGUACACUUGUUUUGCUGAAAAUUUCUUGGGCAAAGCCAACAGCACUGGCAGUCUCUCAGUGAGAGAUGCCACCAAGAUCACACUGGCUCCCUCAAAUGCUGACAUUAAUCAGGGUGAAAAUGUCACUUUGCAGUGCCAUGCAUCUCAUGACCCAACCAUGGAUUUAACAUUCACGUGGGCCCUUGAUGGUGUUCUUAUAGAUACAGAUCAAUCCGGCGGACACUAUCGCCAGGUGGUGGCGAAUGAGGCCAUUGGUGAUUUGACUAUUCUCAAUGCCCAGCUGAAGCAUUCUGGCAGAUACACAUGUACAGCACAGACUGUAGUGGACAGCAAGUCUGCUUCUUCAGUGCUUGUCGUGAGAGGACCUCCUGGACCACCAGGGGGUGUUGUCGUGAAGACAAUUAAUGAAACUGGAGUGGAACUGCGAUGGAGUCGAGGCUAUGAUAAUCACAGUCCUAUUGGGAAGUACAUUAUUGAUGCCAGAACCCCAUUGUCUAGUGACUGGAAGCAAGUAAGAACAAAACCCAUGAACAUAGAAGGUAAUGCUGAGUCGGCCCGCAUCAUCAGCCUUCUUCCCUGGAUGGACUAUGAGUUUCGAGUCACUGCUAGCAACAUCCUUGGCAGUGGAGAGCCCAGCAUGCCAUCACAGAGUAUCCGGACAAAACCAGCAGCUCCUACUGUAGCACCUUCAGGCCUAGGAGGGGGAGGAGGAGACCGGCAUGAACUCAUCAUCACCUGGACUCCUAUGGCACGCGAGUAUCAAAACGGUGAUGGCUUUGGCUAUGCAUUGGCUUUCCGGAAGCGAGGAAAACAGGAUUGGCAUCUAAUAAAGGUUCCAAAUGUGGAGUCUUCCCGUUAUGUGUACCACAAUGAAAGCAUCACCGCCUACUGUCCCUUUGAAGUCAAAGUUAAGGGUUACAACAAUAAAGGAGAGGGACCUUUCAGCCAGACCGCUUUGAUUUACUCUGCUGAGGAAGAGCCUACAGUGGCCCCCAGCUGGGUCAAUGGCAGCAGCUUGUCAGCGACUGAAAUGUUUGUGUCCUGGGACCCUGUCCAGCACCUCUUUACUAAUGGCAUCCUUCAGGGGUAUGAGAUUCGUUACUGGAGAGCAAACGACAGUGAGGCAGCAGCAGACAGAGUGAGGACAGCAGGACUGGAGUCAUCAGCACGGGUUUCUGGUUUGCGACCCAGCACUUUGUAUCACGUGGUGGUGAGAGCCUACAACAGUGCUGGAACAGGACCACCAAGUCCAUCUAUCACGGUCACCACAAAGAAGCCCCCACCAAAUCAGGCUCCUGACAAAGUGUCCUGGAAAACUGAUGGAUCCUGGGUGACAGUGGCCUGGGACCAUGUCAAGGCACAAAAGAAUGAGUCAGCUGUGCUGGGCUACAAGAUCCUCUACAAACAGGAAGGCCAGGCUGUCCUUAAAGUUGUGGAAAAAGGCAAAAAUUCCAUUCGUCUGCCUCUUCCACGGGAUGACAACUUUGCUGUACUUGAAAUUAGAGCCUGGGGUGAAGGUGGAGAUGGGACACCAACUGAAGUUAUAGUCUCCCGGGACUCAGGGACGAGUAUGAUGGUCCUCAACUCAGCAAUUGACCUCACUCCUGCACACGUCAUCCUCAGCACCACUUUCAUAAUGCUGGCACUGAUUGGUUUAUUGGAGCUUUGACUUUAGACAGUCCUUUGGAGAUUUUUUACCUAUGGAUAAACUGUAAUGUUGAGACACUUCAUUUUCAAAAUUUUAUUUUUUAUGUUGGGAAAAAGAUGGUGUCAGUGCUACCACACUUUUUGGUUGUAUUUUUUUCACCUCUUUUUUAAGUAAUUUAAUACAGGAUUUUGUACCACCUUUAAAGUUGUAUCAACAUCUUAAAGGAUCGUCAGACCUUUAUGGACGUCAAACAGAUAGUUUGAAAGUGUACAUUUUUUAAAGGGUUAUAAUGCUGAAAUUUGCCUUAUGGAGUAUGAUACGUAGCUGUUGUCUAAUAUUAAUACUGUAUGUGGACACAGGGUUAUAGACAUGCUGGAAAUGCUUCAGAAGGAUACUCAGCUGUGAUCACAAGAUUUUGAACUUAUUUAUUAGGUGCGACAAAGCUUGAACUGCUAUUGUACUUGAUUUUUUUUUUUUUUUUUUUGCAUAAUUCACUCCAAAAAAAGAAAGGACUACAAGAAUCCAAAUUUACAGUAAGAUGUUUACUCAUUUGUCAGUGGACAUAUUCUUUGCUCACUGCAGACCGAAAAAAGAAAUGAGACGUAUUUUUCCUUAAAUUUUCAUGAUUUGCAAUUCUCUUUGAAGAAAAGAAGGUGGUUUGACCUACGUUUGUAAAUUGUGGAAAAAACAACGUCAUCGUCUAGACAAAAAAAAACCUUUUCAGUCCACCCCACAUCAGGAUCAUGAAGGUUUUUGCAAUUGUGUCCCCAUGAUGUAAAGUCAUGUCUUUUCGAAUGGCUAUAGAACCUUCUGAAUUGAAACUCCCACCUAAGAUGAUGUCAUUGGGUAAAAUACUGACAACUCUUAAUAUAUCAAUAUAAAAAAAGCUGCUGCUGGUAAAGCUGCUGCUGGUAAAAAUACAUUUACUUCUUCUUCCCUCUCUCUCUCUUUCUCUCUCUGUCUUGGUAACUCCAUAAAUUAUGUGGGUGCCCUUAAUAUACAUUAUUUAUGUACACAUACAAACAAUGAAAAUGGACCAUAUGGCUCUUUUUGGUAGUAUUGUAGUGGACCAGUUUAAAGGAGCACAGUCUGCUCCUCUGUGACCAAAUAAGUUAGCUGAUGCAUCACCAUUCAAUAAAACUAGAUGAGGGUGAGCACUGAGGAUGACGGCAGGCUUGGUGACUCCUGUUUUGUCCAGGACCACCUCCCCUGCAUUUCCAACAUAAACCAUACACUAAUGGGAUUUUAGCUGUAAAAAUGGCACUCUGAUCUGGUGAGCUGGAAUAUCUUUCCUGAUAUGUAUACUGUAUAUAUUGUCUUUCUUGAUGAAUUACUGCCCACAGAAAAGAUACUGUACCUUCCAGGUCAGGUACUUUUCACAUGGUCGCCUGCCUAAAUUAUAUCUCUGUUCUAAUGUAACAGUGGGAAAAGAGCAGACCUCCAGCAGAUUUCAAGGGAUAGCUAGCAAUUUCUCUCCAUAAGUGAAAUGUUAUAAUGCUUGGUUUAGAUUCACUAAUUUUUGUAAGUGGCACCAGUCACAUGUCACAGUGGCUUUUAAUUUUACUGCUGCACUUUUCUUUUUAUAGUGUAAAUAUACUUUUUUAUUGAACCAGAGUAAACAUGGAACACGGAAUUUGAUGUAUGACACUUGCUGAAUGUUUUUAGAAUUUGAAUGAUUGGACUUUUUGUCGAUGUACUUGCUUGAUAACGGAGGUCCCCUGUGAUCUGGCUGCUGAAGAGUUCUUAAUCAAAAGUGCUGAGAUGGAAAUCCAAGAAAAGAAACAGGUGCCACACAUUGAUCUGCACAAAGACACCUGGUUAGAAAGAAUUACCACAUAAUUAAUAUUCUUUUUGAUGUAAUACAGAGAAAUUCAUCCAGCACUGAUAAUGGAUAUUUGUGAAAGCUGUUAAAUAAUGAUGGGAUACCUUUGAAUUGUGGCCUGGUAUUAAAAUUCAGUUUUGAGUCAAUGCCAUUGUUAGAUUUAUUAACUCUACCUUCAUGAUAAUCUAUUAUAAAAUGCUAAAUGAAGGCUCCAGUAAGUAAACACUGUAGAUGCAGAGUGGUGAUUCUGCCGUUUUAUUAAAAUAGCCAAGCAGAUGCUCUUUAGUUAUUCUUUUACUUAUCCAAAGAAUUUCAUCUUAUGUAUUAUAAAUCUGGCCAUGUACUACAGCAUGUGCAUUCAUUUUUGAAAUAAAGCAGAAUUUCCACCCAAGCAGAAAUCACUCUGUUAAUGCAUAAAUACUGUUUUUUGACUUAAUGAGCCUCAUAUAUUUUAAAUCACAUUUAUUUUUAAUAAAUAAACAUUAAAAUCAUGCAUGUAAAGGUAAUAAUGCUACAGCCUACCAACUCCAGAAAGCUGAGCUUGAAUGCUAGUCAAGUCACAGUCUUUUGAGAUUGUCUCUUCUGCCCUUGUCUGUGUGAACUCUGUCCUGUCACAUCUCAAAGAUGUACGUGGUAUUUUAAAUUGAUCCAGAAAGAGUGACCUCUGAUGGACUGGUGCUCCACCAACUGGUGGUCACCUGUUUCCUGCAACCCCUACAAUUGGAUAUGGAGGUAUAGAAAAUGGAAGGGUGUAUAAAAGUAAUCCAAGAUCUUAUCUGGCAUUGAACAGAUUUACUCUGCUGCCUCUAAAAUGAAAAAAGAAACAAUGAAGUGAUGGGUUAGUGAAUGACGAUUAUUGCUGCUUUGCUCCUUUUUCAGUACCCAGUUCAAUACAUAUAUUCAUUUAAACUGGCUGCACAUAUAAAAACUCUUCUGCAUGUUUUCUUAUGUUACUAUGAACAAGCUUGAAGAUUUUUUACCCAUUUUGCAAUUGUGUGCCUGGUGCUUUUUAUUACAGUAGGCAUUUGUAAACAUUCCCUUAUGUCUCAAAACAUAAAACCUGGCCAGCAAUAUUUUAUUAAAAGGGACCUAAUACUCAGUGAAGGGUGAUUGCAGAAGCGUGUGAGACUUACUUUGUGUUUGUAUUUCACAAACAAAAUGUAUAUUAAGAUGCUUUUUGUUGACACUUAACAAUGUGUAAUUCUUGCACACCACACUUGAUUUUACUUGGCCUACAUUAUUAGGAAUUUAUUCAUUUCCACAAUUUGGCUCACCUUUGUAUGUAAAAUUUUGAAAUUUGUAAAAUUAAUUGCUCUGAGAUAGGUAUAAAAAUGCAGAUAAACAUCCAUCCCUUGUUUUUCUCUGUGUAUUGUCUUUUGCUGUUUCCAUGAUGCCAACACGAGAAAAGGUGUUGCUUUUUCUCAGAAAGUUGAAGAGUAUGUGAUUAGAAAGAAAAUGUCUUUCUUAGGAAAACCAAAGGUUGUGUUUGCAUUCUUCCUGUCAUGCUGUAUGUUACAUACUGUAGAGGGGACACCAAAGCCUUCAUUAAAAACGCAAAUCUGGAGAGAAAUUAAAGGUACUUGUAAAUAAAGAAAAAAAAUAAAUAAAGAAGU